This is a messenger RNA of Sardina pilchardus (European sardine), 1499 nucleotides long. RefSeq lists its product as uncharacterized. The record is from RefSeq and is a predicted model, not a curated record. The transcript is spliced from 4 exons. Bases 124 to 1020 code for a protein of 298 amino acids. NCBI's taxonomy places the organism in Eukaryota, Metazoa, Chordata, Actinopteri, Clupeiformes, Clupeidae.
CUUCAGCUGCAAGGAGACUUUUCGUUACAAUUUGAGGACUCGGACUUUGACAAUGCGCUGUGUGAUUUAUCAGAUAUAGCUGAACUACCAAAGGGUCGUGCAAUCUUGCACAUAAAGUGGAAAAUGCCUGUCACUGUAAGUGAACUGUGUGACACUCAGUCUCUUGGAUCUAUAUCGUCUCUGGAUACGGCAAGUUUAGGUUCUCCAGGGCGGCCUUCACCUGACUUUUCGCCUGGCUGUUCACCUAGCCCUUCUACCAACCCUUCACCAGACCACCCAAAUGACCAAGAUGAAGCCUCACUGGAGGAACAGAGACUGCUUCUAGUGGAGGCAUCCAAGAAGGCAAGAUUAGAUGAGUCUCUCAUCAAAGAGAAAAUGGAUUUGACCUUCUCACUGAGGCGAAAGGAGGUUGUCGACAAACAGCCCAUGGUGCAAGAUUUGAAAGAUAGAUGGCCAGCUUUGUUCUUUAAAGACCAGAUUGGUGAGGAGUUUUUCCGUAUUACAAAUAAAAACUUAGUUGGAACAUUCAGAGCUGCAGUUGAAAAAUAUGCCCCCCUCCUGCUGAGAUUGUACCGUGCCCGAAAAACAGAGUUUGGCAAGGAUCUGAAUGAGAUACUGAGAAGGCUUGAUGAUGAGACUACCAACAUUGUAAGACACCGCAAGGAAGCAGCCAUGAAAGGACUUCCUGUGUUCCUACGUGAAGAUCCCAAUCAACUUUUCAAACAGUGUCUUGAAACUGAUUCAGAUGACGUGGCUGCCAAGGGAGUCACUGUGGGAAUUCUGUAUGUCCUUGAGGACUGUGUGGCUGAAGCCUCAUCUCCCAAGAUUCAAAACAUCGCAGUCAUCUUGGAGGAAUCAAUAGUAGUAGAGGACCUUCCGGAUACUCCCACUGCCUUGGCCUACCUUCUUGGCCUCCUUUAUGCACUCAACAUUUCUUAUCCUAAGCACCUUAAGUACACCUUUGAAACACUUCAGAAGGUUUUCAUGGACAUUGACCCAAAAUGCUCUAACCGUGUGUGAUCCCUAAAGAAAAAGCUUGGUCUUGCCUAACAUUGCAAAAAAAAAAAAAAGUAAUGCUCAUAGUCAUCUCUGACUAAUUGCUGGCUAGUAACUGAAAAGUUUGUAGAAUGUUACAAACAUUGUUUUCUACAUAACGGGUGUUCAAGCAAUGUUUCUGCAACGUCAAACAUUUUAACAUUCCCUUAAAUUCUCAAGUCUUUGUUUCAGCUGGGAGGCUAGUAUUUGUGAAAUGCCACACCCAUUUAUAUUGUUCUCUUAGUAAAACCUAUAUAUACUGUAGGCUUACAAUGUGAAAUUUGACAUGGAAUAUUUGCUAGAACAAAAAAUGUUACUGCAGAAUGUUCUUUGUUCUUUGAAGACCUGUACAUUUAAAUACUGGUCAAGACCAAGAAAAUCAUUCUGAAAAGAGGCCUCUUUUCUGUCAUUUUCUUCUUUUAAUAUUCUGUCUUGAUAAUUUGAAAAUAAAUUGUCUAAGUGUA